UUCGUGGGGCCUGCCGGGAGGCGCUGGGUCCGGGGCCGCCGCUCUGCCGAUCCUCCGCCCACCCCUCUGCCGGUGUGCCGCGGUGCGCGCCGGGAAGCGCAGGAGCAGAUGCGGAGCACGCCAUGCUGAAGUCGCGGACCUUCCUCAAGCGCACUCGGGCGGGUGCCGUCGUGAAGGUUGUGCGCGAACACUACCUACGCGACGAUAUCCCCUGCGGCGCCGACGCCUGCCGCCUCUGCCCCCCGCGCUCCGCCGGGCCCGGCGCCGGUCUCGAGGCGCAGCCCAGCGGCGCUGCCAGCAGCCUCUGCCCUGGGCCGCACUAUCUCCUUCUCGACACCAACCUCCUCCUUCAUCAGAUUGAUAUACUUGAAGAUCCUGUUAUUAAGAAUGUCAUUAUACUACAGACAGUCUUACAAGAAGUUAAGAAUCGGAGUGCACCAGUAUACAAGAGAAUUAGGGACGUGAUUCAAACCCCUGAAAAACAUUUUUAUUCUUUCACCAAUGAACAUCAUAGAGAAACGUACAUAGAGCAAAAGCAAGGAGAAUCUUCUAACGACCGGAAUGACAGAGCUAUCCGGGUGGCCGUAAAAUGGUAUAAUGAACACUUGAAGGAAAUAGAGGAUGAGAAGAAGAUUCAAGUCAUCUUUUUAACAAAUGACAGAAGUAAUAAGGAGAAAGCUCUAGAGGAAGGCAUAAUUGCUUAUACAUGUGAGGAGUAUAUAAAAAGCUUGACAGCUCAUCCUGAUCUUGUAGAUCGCCUUGCUUGUGUAUCUGAUGAAGGGAAAGAAAUAGAAAGUGGAAAAAUAAUUUUCCCAGAACAUAUUCCUCUUAGCAAAUUGCAGCAAGGAAUAAAAUCUGGUGUUUACCUCCAAGGUACUUACAGGGCAAGCAGAGACAAUUAUCUUGAAGCUACUGUUUGGGUUCAUGGAGAUGCAGAGGAAAACAAAGAGAUAAUUAUACAGGGACUGAAACAUUUAAACCGAGCAGUUCAUGAAGAUAUUGUAGCUGUGGAGCUGUUGGCAAAAGAUGAGUGGGUGGCACCAUCCUCAGUGGUCUUGCAAGAUGAUGGCCAGAAUGAAGAUGACAUUGAAGAGGAGAAAGAAAACAUUCUGAAGUCUGCUGUUAAUAAGGACAUGCGGAGACCUACUGGAAAAGUAGUGGGCAUUAUAAAGCGAAACUGGAGACCGUUUUGUGGCAUGCUUUCCAAAUCAGAAAUCAAAGAGGCCAGGCGCCAUUUGUUUACACCGGCUGAUCGCAGAAUUCCUCGCAUUCGAAUAGAAACAAGACAAGCAGAUACAUUGGAAGGACAAAGAAUAAUUGUUGCUAUUGAUGGUUGGCCCAGGAACUCCAGAUAUCCUAAUGGUCAUUUUGUAAAGAGCUUGGGAAAUGCUGGAGAUAAGGAGACAGAGACAGAAGUUCUUCUGCUUGAACAUGAUGUGCCUCAUCAGCCUUUUUCCCAGAAUGUCCUUAGUUUUCUACCAAAAAUGCCAUGGAGCAUUACAGAACAGGAUAUGAAAUGUAGGGAAGACUUAAGGCAUCUGUGUGUUUGUAGUGUUGAUCCUCCUGGCUGCACGGACAUAGAUGAUGCAUUACAUUGUAGAGAACUGGAAAAUGGAAAUAUAGAGGUUGGUGUACAUAUUGCUGAUGUCAGCCAUUUUAUUCGCCCAGGAAAUGCUUUGGAUGAGGAAUCAGCAAAAAGAGGAACUACUGUCUAUCUCUGUGAAAAAAGGAUUGAUAUGGUUCCAGAGUUACUUAGUUCCAAUUUGUGCUCCCUGAGAUCUAAUGUGGACAGGCUUGCAUUUUCAUGUAUAUGGGAAAUGAACCACAAGGCUGAGAUCCUAAAAACCAGAUUUACCAAGAGUAUUAUUAAUUCCAAGGCUUCUCUUACGUAUGCUGAAGCGCAGAUGAGAAUUGAUUCAGCCACUAUGAAUGACGAUAUUACUACCAGCCUACGGGGGCUAAACAAAUUAGCUAAAAUACUGAAGAAGAAAAGAAUUGAUAAGGGAGCCUUGACACUUUCCUCCCCAGAGGUCCGUUUUCACAUGGACAGUGAAACUCAUGAUCCCAUCGAUCUGCAGACUAAGGAACUCAAAGAAACAAAUUCCAUGGUCGAAGAGUUCAUGUUGCUUGCCAAUGUCUCUGUAGCACAAAAAAUUUAUGAGGAGUUCCCAGAGUUUGCCUUGCUCCGGAAACAUCCUGCUCCUCCCCCAUCAAAUUAUGACAUCCUCGUGAAGGCUGCAAAGUCCAAGCAUUUGGAAAUUAAGACAGAUUGCGCGAAGGCUUUGGCUGAAUCGUUAGACAAAGCUGAAUCUCCUACGUUCCCUUAUCUAAAUACGCUGCUGCGAAUUUUGACCACUCGCUGCAUGAUGCAAGCUGUUUAUUUCUGCUCUGGAAUGGAUAAUGAUUUUCAUCACUAUGGUUUAGCUUCACCUAUUUAUACCCACUUUACCUCACCUAUUAGAAGGUACGCUGACAUUAUAGUACACCGGCUUUUGGCAGUGGCUGUAGGAGCAGACAUUACUUACCCGGAGCUGACAGAUAAGCACAAGCUAGCAGAUAUCUGCAAAAACCUCAAUUAUCGACAUAAAAUGGCUCAGUAUGCACAGAGGGCAUCUGUUGCUUUCCACACACAGCUCUUCUUCAAAACCAAAGGAGUGAUGAAUGAAGAUGCAUAUAUAUUAUUUGUAAGGAAAAAUGCAGUUGUGGUUCUGAUUCCCAAGUAUGGUUUAGAAGGAACAGUCUUCUUUGAAGAGAAAGAUAAACCAGCACCAAGACUGGAUUACGAUCCUGAGGAACCAUCCCUUACUGUGGAAGAUACGACGUUACAUGUAUUUGAUAAAGUUCAAGUGAAUGUUAUGUUAGAUGCUUCCAACAUCCAACAUCAGAAAAUUCGGAUGGUGUUGGUAGAACCGAAGAUACUAGGAAAUGAUGGGCCUGCAGACAGAAGCAGCAAGAGUGAACCAGAGAAAAAGAAGAAGAAGCUACAGAAAUAGCUGGAUACAAAAAAUAAUAGGAAGUCAGGUGUGAAUGUUUUGUAUUUAUGUAUUUUUCCAUACAGACAAAAUGCUUGAAAGUUUACUUUAAAAAUUGAAUUUUAACCCAUUGGAAUACUGCCUUUUUAAAAAAAAAAAAACACAAUGUUUUUUAUGGCUAUACAGAUGCAGGAGAAUUACAUUUUUUAUACCAUGUAUGUAUUUAGUUUUGGCCUCUGGGUAAAAAUAAAUGCUUCUACAAAGUGAA
Molecule: messenger RNA, 3240 nt
Organism: Pogoniulus pusillus (Red-fronted tinkerbird)
Lineage: Eukaryota; Metazoa; Chordata; Aves; Piciformes; Lybiidae
Gene: DIS3
Product: DIS3 homolog, exosome endoribonuclease and 3'-5' exoribonuclease
Exons: 21
Coding region: 123-2993 (956 amino acids)
Biological process (GO): rRNA catabolic process
Cellular component (GO): cytoplasmic exosome (RNase complex); nuclear exosome (RNase complex)
Molecular function (GO): 3'-5'-RNA exonuclease activity; RNA binding; endonuclease activity
Source: RefSeq, a predicted model, not a curated record